This is a messenger RNA of Hippocampus comes (tiger tail seahorse), 2788 nucleotides long. It is a transcript of the gene tfr1a, whose product is annotated as transferrin receptor 1a. NCBI's taxonomy places the organism in Eukaryota, Metazoa, Chordata, Actinopteri, Syngnathiformes, Syngnathidae. Gene Ontology annotation, cellular component: external side of plasma membrane. The record is from RefSeq and is a predicted model, not a curated record. Bases 146 to 2455 code for a protein of 769 amino acids. The transcript is spliced from 18 exons. Gene Ontology annotation, biological process: iron ion transport; intracellular iron ion homeostasis.
CAGAUAUAAGCAGGGGGCAGCGAGCUGAAGGACACGCGGCUUAACAUACAACUGUAGCAACAAAAAGCAGCAAGAAGGAGAAAACCCUUGUGGUGUCAAAAAGCACCAGUGAACAUUUUCAAGACAAGAGUUCCGUCAAGCAACAAUGGACCAAGCAAGGUCAACAAUAACUAAAAUUUUUAAUGGAGAACCGCAUUCGUAUACACGUUUCAACUUGACCCAGAACAUGGAAGGUGACAACAGUCAAGUGGAGAUGAAACUUUCAUCUGACAUGGAUGAAGAAGUCGGCGGAAAUGGGGUGGGCGCCCACCUCAACCAUAAUUCCAACCACAAAUCCUACAUGACUUCAAAAUUUGGACGCACGCCGAAGAACCUUUGCUUUAUCAUCGCUACUGUCCUCCUCAUCUUUAUCAUCGGGUACUUGAUUGGCUACUUGGUCCACCGCAAAAGAGACGCGCCUUACAGCUGUCAAGCCUCCGUGCAAUUGCCCGAUGAGCCCGUCUUUCACGACACAGGAGCUGCCCCCCUCAUGGCCUGGAAUGAUGUCAAGAAUGCAUUUGCCCAGAAAUUGAGUGCAUCCAACUUCCAACGUGCCUUCAGAGAGUUGUCAAGUGACAGCCAUCGGGCUGGUUCCCCAGGCGAUGAUGCUUUGGCCGACAAAGUGAUCAAGAAGUUUCAAGAGUACGGCCUGAAAACCUGGACCGACGAGCACUUCAUUAAAGUUCAGGAUCGGCCGCUUUCCGGCUCCAACAAAGUUAUUUUCAAGGAUGGCAAAGAAGAGCGUCCAGAAGGUUUUCUGUCCUACAGUGCUAAUGGAAUUGCAAAGGGAGCUGUUCUGUACGCCUACUAUGGACAGGAAAGCGACUUUAGAUUGCUGCGGGACAGAAACAUCAACAUGAGUGGCAGAGUGAUGUUGAUCCGAGCUGGAAAGAUCAGCUUUGCGGAAAAGGUGGCCAAUGCUGCCAAAAUGUUGGCCUCUGCCGUACUGAUCUACCAAGACCCAGCUGAUUAUCCUUCUGAAGGGACCACUCAGCUCUUUGGACAUGUGCAUUUAGGUUCAGGGGAUCCCUAUACCCCUGGCUUCCCCUCCUUUAAUCACACCCAGUUUCCACCCGCCAAGUCGUCAGGUCUGCCAAGUAUCUUGGCUCAAACCAUCACAGCACGCACGGCCACCAGCAUUCUCGGACAGUUGGAAGGUCAGAAUGCACCAGAAGAGUGGGGCGUUUUCAACAAACUUGGUGGUGAGAGUGACGUCAUCACUGUGGAGGUGAACAACGUUCUCUCUGAGAAAAAGAUCAACAACGUCUUUGGCGUCAUCGAAGGCUUUGUGGACGCGGAUCGAUAUCUGGUUAUCGGUGCCCAGAGGGAUGCCUGGGGUCCGGGUUUUGCUGCAUCCACCGUCGGCACCGGCGUUCUGUUAGAAAUGGCUCGUUCAAUCUCGGACAUGCUGCACAAGAACCGGUUCAAGCCAAGGAGGAGCAUUGUGUUUGCGAGUUGGAGUGCGGGAGAAUAUGGGAGCAUUGGCGCCACCGAAUGGCUGGAGGGCUAUCUUUCUUCUCUUAGCAUGAAAGCCUUCUCUUACAUCAACCUUGACGGCAUUAUAGCCGGUCACAAUGGUUUUAAAGUGGCAGCAAGUCCUAUGAUGUACGGCUUGAUUGAACGCACUCUCAAAGAGGUGGGCGUCCAGAAUCAGGCCGUGUCCCUCUUCUCUCAAUUUGGAAAGGGCAACUGGGAAUCCAACGUGUUGGAACCUCUGAAGCUGGAUAAUGCCGCUUAUCCUUUCAUUGCCUUUACGGGCAUCCCGUCCCUGUCGUUUCAAUUCACUUCUGGCAAUUUAGAUUAUCCCUAUUUUGGCACGUUGCUGGAUACCGAGGAGAAGUUGAUCACUGCCACGUCCAACCAGCAUCUGCAGCUGGCUGAAGCGGCUGCCAAGUUUGCAGGUCACAUCGUGCUGAGGUUGGUCCAUGACCAUCUGCUGCAGAUGGACCUGUCAAAGUAUGACAAGAUUAUUCGGACUCACGUGGCUCAGAUUAACAGGAAAGUCAACACUGUACAGAGGAUGCAACCUAAUCUGGUGCCCACAUCGGUGCAGUGGUUGAUGUCAGCCUCCGGCUCUUACGGUCGAGCCUCUCGUAACCUGAUGAAAAGCAUCCAAAACAGUGACUUGAGCAACACUGAGAUGUGCCGCAUCUACAACGACCGCAUCAUGUCGGUGGAGAGGAACUUACUGUCAGCAUACGUGUCUGCCAGAGAAAGUCCUUUCCGUCACAUCCUGCUCGGCUCUGGUCCGCACACACUCAAAGGGCUGUCCAACCACCUUGACGCUCUCAGGACAGACAGCCCGGAAGCCGAUGUCGACCAGUUCCGCAACCAGUUUGCCUUGGCCACCUGGACAAUUCAGGGUUGUGCCACUGCGUUGGCGGGCGACAUGUGGUCGUUUGAUAAUGAAAUCUAAAUUAUUUUCACCCCGUGCUCUUCCCUUAGCAACGAUGAGAAUAAUAAUAAGUGUAAUAAUAAUUCUAUUUGAUCAUCUAUACCAGUUAUAAGCCGCCUCAUCUCCCUUAGCAUUCUACUUAAAAUCACACACUUUUCACAUCAACACAGUAUACAGUAUUUUCACAGUUUUUUUUUUUCUUGUACGUUUUGUUCUGUUGAAAGACAUUUCGAAAAUGCGGUGCUUAAUUGAUCACAUUUGAUUACUUUGGUGCUACCAUAACCACCUCCGACGACUAAUAUUGCUUGGUGGUAUUGCCGAAAGUCACGACGCCAGUACCCGGACUCAAACUUG